Molecule: messenger RNA, 1272 nt
Organism: Seminavis robusta
Lineage: Eukaryota; Bacillariophyta; Bacillariophyceae; Naviculales; Naviculaceae
Source: the annotation of a GenBank genome assembly
UUUUUUGCAGCUGCCAGCAAUCUGGACUGGUGUCUGUUGUCGUACUGUAGUUUCUUGACGAAGAUGAUGACAAGACGAGCAAGGACGGCGUUGGCAUAUUUGUUGGUGUUUCUGGUAGCCUUUCCGCUGGAUCUGAUACUUCCUUGUCAUGCACAACAAGAGACUAGCCAAGAAUCGGAACAAGAACCGCCAACAUUGACCACCACCGUGACAAUCCCCAAAGAUCCAAAGAUUGAUGAUGCCGGUGAUACUAUCAAAAGCAACGGCAAGAAGACUGAAUCACUGGACGAGGUUCAAGACAAAGUUCAAGAGGACAAGACUGAGGAUAUUCCUGGACAAAUAGAUGAUGUCGAGCUAUCAACUUCAGACAACAGUUUCAUAAGCGUCGUGGAGAAUGAUGCACCAAGAAUAGAGAAAGGCGAGGAGAGCACCGAUGAUAGCUCCAAUGCAGACAAGGAGCCAGAUGCUGCCUCUGUGGAUGAACCAAUAGAACCCAAUGCGGAUGAAGAAGCAACCGACUCCUCUGCUACCACAGCACACGAUGACAGUGAGCCUGCCGAUGCUGAUGCACACGUUGAUACAACAACAAAAGCAACCGAUAUGGAAAAUAGUGCAACAGCAGAACCAGAGGACGCUGAAAGCAAACAUAAUGAUAUGGCAGCAAAAGCAGCAGAGGGCAAUGAAGGCAUAGAGAUUGAAGCAACGAAAACGAAGUCGGCAAAGAAUGACGCUGCUGAAAGUGACACGGACACUGCAACAAUAGAGACUCCUGUCAGUCAGGAAACAGAUGAGUCUACAGAAGAGGAACCCCAGUCGUCAUCGUCCGAAAAAGAUUCUUCCCAAGAACAGGCAGAUACAGCAGAGACAACAGAGACCAGUAGUCAAGAAGAGCCACUAUCGGGGCCCGUGGACUCGGAGACAACAGAGACGACAACGACUCCCGAAGAGGGUAAGAAAGCAGAAGAGGAGAAGCAGGAGACACAAUCAGAAGAGAAGGAGGCCGAGAAGCAGCGGACUGAGACGGGGAGCUCAGAAGAGGAGAGUACAGAGGAGAAGCCCACCACCGAGUCAGCGGAAGAGGAGAACACAAACGAACAACCCGCAGAAUCAGUGGACUCAGACCAAGUGGAGACCGAGUGCAGAGAAAGCAACAGCGCCACAGGAAAAGGAAGCAGAAGAGAGAGCGAAGCCCUCAACUGCGACAAUAUGAUUCAUCGACUGCACAAUAAGGGAAGAGCAACGGAAGGAGAAGCCGCACCACUGAAUCAGUGA